CACUGUCGCUUCCCGUACGCGGUUCUAUACAGGACGCGCAAUGGCGCUUUAUACCUACCCAACUCUCGUCCACUAUGGAGAGCAGCAGACCGCAUUCGAGGACUUCCUGAAGACGUUUAAAUCGACCACUGUAGAGGCUGCCGAUCAGCUUGAGGGCCUGAACAUUGGCGACGAUGGCCUCAGCGACGAGUACGACUUCAUGGACGAAGACGACGAUGGCGCAGAGAGGGCACGGAGACAGGCCCGCGAUCGCAAUCCCAAGCAAAAAUACGUCCAGAUGUUGCAAGACGUCGCAGACCGUGUGAGAUCGGAAAUUCAGAUAGAUCUGGAUGACCUGGACACUUACGAAAAAGGGCAUGAGGGAGAACUCAAGCUGGUUUCUUCAAUAGAGCAAAACGCAAAUCACUACAUCGAAGUCUUUGCGAGAGCGGUGGACAAGGUUAUGCCAGAACCGGCAAGAGAUCCGACCUUCAAGGACGAUGUUCUAGACAUCAUAAUGAGCCAACGAUCGAAGCGAAAUGAGCACAUGCGAGAGUCACAGCCACAGGAUGAUGGCGCUCAAAUUGUGCCCGACUCAAUCUUCCCUCCAGCACUCACUCGCCGCUACACUCUCAAUUUCAAGCCCAGGAUGCCCUCUGGCUCAAGCAGCGACCGUUCUUCCAAAGCACUGGCUGUUCGGAACGUUCGAGGAGAUCAUCUGGGUCAUCUAAUCACUGUACGAGGAAUCGCGACCCGCGUAUCCGACGUAAAGCCCUCUGUGCAAGUCAAUGCCUAUUCCUGCGAUCGGUGUGGAAGUGAAAUCUUCCAGCCAGUCACGACGAAGCAGUUUACCCCCAUGGUAGAAUGCCCGUCAGAGGACUGCAAGAGGAACAACACGAAGGGAUCCCUCUUCCUCUCAACGCGGGCGUCCAAGUUUCUGCCAUUCCAGGAGGUCAAGAUCCAAGAAAUGGCUGAUCAGGUCCCGGUCGGCCACAUUCCUAGGAUGCUUACGAUACACUGCCACGGAGCGCUGGUCAGACAGAUUAACCCGGGUGAUGUUGUCGAUGUAGCUGGUAUCUUCCUGCCAACACCUUAUACUGGAUUCAAGGCAAUCCGAGCAGGUCUGCUCACGGACACAUAUCUGGAGGCUCAGUACGUAAAUCAACAUAAGAAGGCGUACGACGAUAUCGUACUGGCACAGCCCACGCUCCGGAGAAUGAACGAGCUCGAACGAUCAGGACAGCUUUACGAAUAUCUCUCUCGGUCGAUUGCCCCUGAAAUUUUCGGACAUGUCGAUGUCAAGAAGGCGCUCCUUCUCCAGCUUAUCGGUGGUGUGACCAAGGAAAUGGGCGAUGGUAUGCGCAUCCGUGGUGACAUCAACAUCUGCUUGAUGGGAGAUCCUGGUGUGGCUAAAUCGCAGCUACUGAAGUACAUCACUAAAGUUGCUCCGCGUGGCGUCUACACCACAGGUCGUGGUAGCAGUGGUGUUGGUCUUACGGCCGCAGUCAUGCGUGAUCCAGUCACGGAUGAGAUGGUGCUGGAGGGCGGUGCUCUAGUCCUAGCAGACAACGGCAUGUGCUGUAUCGACGAGUUCGACAAAAUGGACGAUAGCGACCGAACAGCCAUCCACGAAGUGAUGGAACAGCAAACCAUCUCUAUCAGCAAAGCCGGUAUUACCACAACUCUCAAUGCUCGCACAUCCAUACUCGCUGCUGCCAAUCCUCUGUAUGGCCGCUACAACCCGCGCAUCUCUCCCGUGGAGAACAUCAAUCUUCCCGCCGCCCUACUCUCCCGUUUCGACGUCCUUUUCCUAAUUCUGGACACGCCUUCCCGUGACUCCGACGAGGAGCUCGCCCGCCACGUCACCUACGUGCACAUGAACAACAAGCAUCCCGAACCCGCCGGCGGUGUCAUCUUCUCUCCCGCCGAAGUCCGCCAGUGGGUUGCUCGCGCCCGUUCUUUCCGUCCUACCGUGCCCCAGGAAGUCUCAGACUACAUGGUAGGCGCAUAUGUGCGCAUGAGGCAACAGCAGAAGCGAGACGAGGGCUCCAAGAAGCAGUUCACGCAUACCUCACCGCGUACUUUGCUCGGUGUGCUACGUUUGUCCCAAGCACUCGCUCGCCUGCGCUUCGCCGAGACUGUCAUCACCGAGGAUGUCGACGAAGCGCUUAGGUUGACGGAAGUCAGCAAGGCGAGUUUGUACGCGGAUGACAGGAACCGCGACGACCAUACGCCGAGCAGCAAGAUCUACCAUCUCAUCCGCGGCAUGGCGGCGAGUGGAGCUGCGGCGGUGGGCGAUGGAAGCCGCGGAGAGCUGGAUCUCAGGAGAGUCAGGGAGAGGGUGCUAGCGAAGGGCUUUACGGAUGAUCAGUUUGAGCAAGCUAUCGAUGAGUAUGCUUUGCUGGAUGUAUGGCAAACGGCUGCAGAGGGCACGAGGUUGGUGUUCAUCGAGGCUGGGGAUGAGGAUGAGAAUAUGGAUGAUGAUGACUUUUGAGGGGCUGAAGAGGCGGGGUUUCGGGUUUCAUGAUAUCAAUGGGUUCAAGGGACAAGAGUGAUGGCGUUGCGUAUAGCAUUGGUGUUUUGGACAUCACACCGUAUGUCAGGGAGCUAUGUUCACGGAGCUAUAACAGAUGGUUAGAACGAGCAAGAACCCUUUUUCCUUCACAUAAAAGUGUCAUAUGCGACGUGGCUUGAGAUCUACUGUGACUCUGAUAGACAUGGGCUUAGCCCUGGGACACUGUUACGCCAAGGCACUGGAAGCUGAUAU
This is a messenger RNA of Mytilinidion resinicola, 2746 nucleotides long. Its product is annotated as MCM-domain-containing protein. Gene Ontology annotation, molecular function: single-stranded DNA helicase activity; single-stranded DNA binding; ATP hydrolysis activity. The coding region runs from base 41 to 2473 and encodes 810 amino acids. The transcript has 5 exons. Gene Ontology annotation, cellular component: nucleus; MCM complex. Gene Ontology annotation, biological process: DNA replication initiation; DNA strand elongation involved in DNA replication; double-strand break repair via break-induced replication. The record is from RefSeq and is a predicted model, not a curated record. NCBI's taxonomy places the organism in Eukaryota, Fungi, Ascomycota, Dothideomycetes, Mytilinidiales, Mytilinidiaceae.